AUGGCGGCUAACGCUCCGGAGAAUUCUCCGCCUUCGCCCUCACCGCCAAAUUCUUCAUCGAAUAACUCGUCUUUGUCAUCUCCACCGUCUCAGUCGCCACCGCAAUCGUCUUCACCACCACCACAAUCGCCACCCUCAACACCAGAGAAACCGCCACCACCUCCUAAACAAGAGUCAGACUCAACUCCUCCACCGCCACCGCCACCACAACCAACUCCACCACCACCGUCACCAUCACCACCACCACCAUCAUCACCACCACCUUCACCACCACCACCAUCCACAUCACCAUCACCACCACCACCCCCAACUCAACAUACUCCGCCACCACCAUCAACACCACCCCCAACUCAUCAUAUUCCACCACCACCAAAGUUGACACCCCCAAUUGCAUCACCUGCAAUUGUUCCUUCUCCGCCGAAACAUUCACCUCCACCACCAAAACUACACUCAUCGCAUAGUAACAGUGGAGACGGUGGAUCAAAAUCAAAUAACUUAUCGUUACAGUUACCGCUUAUAAUUGGUCUUACAACCGGCGUUGUUUUAUUGCUCGUUAUCGCUAUAACACUUGUUAUUGUAGUAUUCUGCAGAAAAAAGAAGAAGGAAAUGUAUCAUAAUAAUCACAUGCAAUAUUAUAAUAAUUUAGGUGACGGUGGAUAUGGAAAUGCCGCCCCAGCAGGACACAUGAAUAAUGGGUACGAAGCUAAUAAUCACGCUGCCACUAAUUUAGCUCCGCCACCGGGUGGAGCUGCAGGCCACGGAGGGUGGCAACAAACACCGUCACCACAAGGGUAUAUGUCUUAUUCUAGUGAAAUGACCUCCAAUGUAACCGGUCAACCGGAAACACCAGCCACGCAUGCAUCGCCAUUGCAAUUAGGGCUCAACCAAAGCUCAUUCAGCUAUGAAGAGCUAUCUAUGGCAACAUUUGGGUUCUCUCAAGGGCAAUUGCUAGGUCAAGGUGGGUUUGGGUACGUCCACAAAGGUGUUUUGGUCGGCGGCAAGGAAGUGGCCAUCAAGAGUCUCAAAUCCGGUAGCGGGCAAGGCGAACGCGAAUUCCAAGCCGAAGUCGAGACGAUUAGCCGCGUUCAUCAUAGGCAUCUUGUGUCUCUUGUUGGGUAUUGCAUAGCCGGAGAAAGAAGGAUGUUGGUCUAUGAAUUUUUUCCUAACAGAACACUUGAAUACCACCUUCAUGAGAAAGGCCCCAUGGAUUGGCCUACCAGGCUCAAAAUUGCAUUGGGAGCAGCUAAAGGACUUGCAUACUUGCAUGAAGAUUGCCACCCUCGCAUCAUUCAUAGAGACAUCAAAUCUGCCAACAUCUUACUUGAUUAUACUUUCGAAGCUAAGGUGGCUGAUUUUGGGUUGGCUAGACUCACUCAAGAUAACAAUACUCACGUCUCAACUCGUGUCAUGGGAACAUUUGGUUACUUAGCUCCUGAAUAUGCAUCAAGUGGUAAGUUAACAGAGAAAUCCGAUGUUUUCUCCUUUGGUGUUGUGCUAUUGGAGUUGAUAACCGGACGUAGACCUUUGGAUCUAAACUCGAAUAUGGACGAGAGUUUAGUCGAUUGGGCUAGACCUUUAUGUGAGACUGCAAUGGAUACUGGAAACUUUGGAGAAUUGGUGGACCCGCGCCUAGAGAACAAUUUUGUCCACCAGGAGAUGGCUCGAAUGGUUGCAUGUGCUGGUGCAUCUAUUAGGCAUUCUGCUAGAAGAAGACCGAAAAUGCGACAGAUUGUGCGUGCAUUGGAGGAUGAGGUUCCAUUGGAUGAGGUAAAGGGAGUAGUGGCGGCAACCCAAACUUCAAGGUUCAGCCCAACGAACGAGAGCGGCGAGCAUGAGUCUAGUUUAUAUAGUGAAGACAUGAAAAGAAUCAGGGAAAUGGUAAUGGACAACCGAGACUACAGGAACAGCGAUUAUGGGAACACAGACUACUACGGCCACAAUCCUUCUUCUUCCUCUGGUAGUGGCUCCAGAGGACUGUAG
This is a messenger RNA of Hibiscus syriacus, 1980 nucleotides long. RefSeq names its product proline-rich receptor-like protein kinase PERK5. NCBI's taxonomy places the organism in Eukaryota, Viridiplantae, Streptophyta, Magnoliopsida, Malvales, Malvaceae. Bases 1 to 1980 code for a protein of 659 amino acids. Gene Ontology annotation, molecular function: protein kinase activity; ATP binding. The transcript has 7 exons. The record is from RefSeq and is a predicted model, not a curated record. Gene Ontology annotation, biological process: protein phosphorylation.